Molecule: messenger RNA, 816 nt
Organism: Rhizopus microsporus ATCC 52813
Lineage: Eukaryota; Fungi; Mucoromycota; Mucoromycetes; Mucorales; Rhizopodaceae
Product: UDP-Glycosyltransferase/glycogen phosphorylase
Exons: 1
Coding region: 1-816 (271 amino acids)
Molecular function (GO): UDP-glycosyltransferase activity
Source: RefSeq, a predicted model, not a curated record
AUGGUGAAUUUCGCCUUUGGCUUCGAAUUUCCGCGUCCUAUGGGUCCCUUGGUUGAACUCAUAGAUCCUAUUGUCCCUCAGACCUACUCAAUUUUAAACGACAAACUUCAGACCUUCCUCGACCACCGCCGCAAGGUCGUUUACGUCGCGUUUGGUCAGUUAAUUGUGCCUAAACCAAGCGAAAUUAAGCUCAUCUUAACAGCCUUACUCGAAAACAUGGAAACCAAGCAUAUCGAUGGCAUUAUCUGGUCUACUCUUGGCAUUCAGGAACACUUCCCAGAUAUAAUCAACACUAGAACCAAUACAACCUACGAUAUCAACAGCUUUUUCACGAACCCUGCUGAUAACUCUAAUAUUGCCUUUGUCAACUGGGCACCUCAAGUCGCCAUUCUUCAUCAUCCCUCCACUUGCCUGUUCCUCACACAUGGUGGCGCUGGCACCCUAUACGAAUCGAUGCAUGCUGCUGUGCCUAUUGCUGUAUUUCCCUACUUCAGUGAUCAACCUGCUACAGCCAUAAGCGCUGAAGAGCAUGGUACUGGGCGAUGGUUCAAGCGAACGCUGAGUCAAGAUCAGGCAACUGAUUUAAUCAAAGAGAUUAUCGAUGAUACCGCAGGCAAAUACAGGCAUAAUAUUGGUCGAUUCAAGGCCCUGGUUCAGAUCAGAAACGCUCACUGUAAGCAGUGCGGAGCUGAUCUUGUAGAAGUCAUCUUUACACACGUGAAUGGAAAGUUGGAGCAUAGGAGAGAUAUUUGUCGAGAUUUUUGUUCUUCAAAGCAUACAACUUGGAUAUAUAUUCGUUUGUAUUGGUUUCCGUGA